GCCUAAACCUAGCCAUAGCGUUUGUCUUCCGUGAUCACAAACCGCCAUCAACAUCUUCGAGUCUCGGCAUCAGCGCCUCGAUCCAUCGCCUUUCCUUCUGGCCACCUCUCGCACGUCUCUAGCCCUUCUGGACGCCAGCCUCCCCCGCUAGUCUAUUCGCUUGUGCAACACUAUGUCGAAGGCUGCCGAUACCCCGCCAAUCGAACCCGUAGAUAGUGCGACACUCCCUGCUCCGGGAGAGGUCGCGGAGCCGGCCGUGGGCACUAACGCCGAGGAGCCUGGCCUCCAUCCGCUCGGUGACGAAGGGGAAGAAAGUGACGAGUACGAUGACAUUGAGAACGAGGAGGACGAGGAGGCAGGUGGCUUCGAGGACGACGACGAAGAUGGCGAAGAGGAAGACAAUAGCAAAGAGGCGAAUGAUAAAGGUAGCUUGACUGCUCUUCUCUUGGGAGGAAGCCAGGGCGGCGCCGAGGAGGAAGAGGAGGAGGAUUACGAGGAAGACGUGGAAGAGAACGUUACCGCCAAAGGUGACGGACCCAAGCCCACUGAAGGUCUGGCAUCCGUCGGAGCUAAGCGCGGGCGGGAGGAAUCGGCCGAGGCUCCCAACGGCGGCGCAGCACAGGAUGCGAAGAAGGUCAAGAUGUGAAGCUGUUCGUUCAGCGGAUCAAGGGCCGACCGAUCGACAUUUUUAUUCUUUCAAUAUUGACGCGCUUUGAACCUUGUUGUGCGGGUUGUUUGCUUGUUUGUCUUGUCCGCCCAUCUCUGAAGUCGAUCGGCCCACUCGUAACCAUGUACUGACGUUGUGUAACGAUAUACAGAAAUUGAAGUCUACAAUUUGGUCUC
This is a messenger RNA of Heterobasidion irregulare TC 32-1, 843 nucleotides long. RefSeq lists its product as uncharacterized. The record is from RefSeq and is a predicted model, not a curated record. The transcript has 4 exons. Lineage: Eukaryota; Fungi; Basidiomycota; Agaricomycetes; Russulales; Bondarzewiaceae. The coding region runs from base 173 to 646 and encodes 157 amino acids.